This is a messenger RNA of Cercocebus atys (sooty mangabey), 1844 nucleotides long. It is a transcript of the gene SYT17, whose product is annotated as synaptotagmin XVII. Gene Ontology annotation, molecular function: calcium-dependent phospholipid binding; phosphatidylserine binding; clathrin binding. Lineage: Eukaryota; Metazoa; Chordata; Mammalia; Primates; Cercopithecidae. Gene Ontology annotation, biological process: regulation of calcium ion-dependent exocytosis; cellular response to calcium ion; calcium-ion regulated exocytosis. The record is from RefSeq and is a predicted model, not a curated record. The transcript is spliced from 8 exons. The coding region runs from base 393 to 1817 and encodes 474 amino acids. Gene Ontology annotation, cellular component: membrane.
CGUCUCCGGCCCCGCCUGCGCUGGGGUCGCUGCAGUCCCCGCGGCUGCCCCGGGCUCCUUGCCCAGGCGCCCGGGCCUUAUUCCAGCCUGGGGAGCGCCUCGGGGGGGAGCACGGGACAGCGAGGGAGACCGAGGCGGGGGCCCUGGGCAACCGAUCUCUCCGAACCGGGGAGGCGGCCCCGAUUCCGAGAGCCGGAACGCAGGGAAAGGCAAGGACGGGGCGGCCGGCGGAGGGGCGGGCGCCGCUCAUCAGCCACUCUAGUCACGUCUGGGGCCACCGGCUGCUUUUUUCUUCCUUUCCCCCUUUGCUUUCUUCCCCCUCCGCUGUUGGCGAGGGCAAAGUGGCCGUGGCGGCGCCAUGCCCGGGCCGGAGUGAGUGCGCGCGGGCGAAAAUGGCGUACAUCCAGUUGGAACCAUUAAACGAGGGUUUUCUUUCUAGACUGUCUGAUCUGCUGCUGUGCAGAUGGACCUGCCGGCACUGCUGUCAGAAGUGCUACGAGUCCAGCUGUUGCCAGUCAAGUGAGGAUGAAGUUGAAAUUCUGGGACCUUUCCCUGCUCAGACCCCUCCCUGGCUGAUGGCCAGCCGGAGCAGUGACAAGGAUGGUGACUCUGUCCACACGGCCAGCGAAGUCCCGCUGACCCCACGGACCAAUUCCCCGGAUGGAAGACGCUCGUCCUCAGACACAUCCAAGUCCACGUACAGCCUGACGCGGAGGAUUUCAAGUCUUGAGUCAAGACGUCCCAGCUCUCCACUCAUCGAUAUUAAACCCAUCGAGUUUGGCGUUCUCAGCGCCAAGAAGGAGCCCAUCCAGCCUUCGGUGCUCAGACGGACCUAUACCCCCGACGACUAUUUCAGGAAGUUCGAACCCCACCUGUACUCCCUCGACUCCAGCAGUGACGACGUGGACUCUCUGACGGACGAGGAGAUCCUGUCCAAGUACCAGCUGGGCAUGCUGCACUUCAGCACUCAGUACGACCUGCUGCACAACCACCUCACCGUGCGCGUGAUCGAGGCCAGAGACCUGCCACCUCCCAUCUCCCACGACGGCUCGCGUCAGGACAUGGCACACUCCAACCCCUACGUCAAGAUCUGUCUCCUGCCGGAUCAGAAGAACUCAAAGCAGACCGGGGUCAAACGCAAGACCCAGAAACCCGUGUUUGAGGAGCGCUACACCUUCGAGAUCCCCUUCCUGGAGGCCCAGAGGAGGACCCUGCUCCUGACCGUGGUGGAUUUUGAUAAGUUCUCCCGCCACUGUGUCAUUGGGAAAGUUUCCGUGCCUUUGUGUGAAGUUGACCUGGUCAAGGGCGGGCACUGGUGGAAGGCGCUGAUUCCCAGUUCUCAGAAUGAAGUGGAGCUGGGGGAGCUGCUUCUGUCACUGAAUUAUCUCCCAAGUGCUGGCAGACUGAAUGUUGAUGUCAUUCGAGCCAAGCAACUUCUUCAGACAGAUGUGAGCCAAGGUUCAGACCCCUUUGUGAAAAUCCAACUGGUGCAUGGACUCAAGCUUGUGAAAACCAAGAAGACAUCCUUCUUAAGAGGCACAAUUGAUCCUUUCUACAAUGAAUCCUUCAGCUUUAAAGUUCCCCAAGAAGAACUGGAAAAUGCCAGCCUAGUGUUUACAGUUUUCGGCCACAACAUGAAGAGCAGCAAUGACUUCAUCGGGAGGAUCGUCAUUGGCCAGUACUCUUCAGGCCCCUCUGAGUCCAACCACUGGAGGCGCAUGCUCAACACGCACCGCACGGCCGUGGAGCAGUGGCACAGCCUGAGGUCUCGAGCUGAGUGUGACCGCGUGUCUCCUGCCUCCCUGGAGGUGACCUGAGGGCUGCAGGGAAGGCAGCUUUCAGUG